Carlito syrichta (Philippine tarsier) is the source of this 2211-nucleotide messenger RNA. It is a transcript of the gene TXNDC15, whose product is annotated as thioredoxin domain containing 15. The coding region runs from base 97 to 975 and encodes 292 amino acids. The record is from RefSeq and is a predicted model, not a curated record. NCBI's taxonomy places the organism in Eukaryota, Metazoa, Chordata, Mammalia, Primates, Tarsiidae. Gene Ontology annotation, biological process: cilium assembly. Gene Ontology annotation, cellular component: cilium. The transcript is spliced from 4 exons.
GAGGAAAGUGGUCACUUCUGGCCGGAGGAGCAGCCGGCUCAGCCUCUCCAUGCCGGGGCCGAGUACCUGAGCGAGGAGGACCCCCCGCGUGACUCGAUGGGCCAAGGCAGGGCAGCAGAAGACGCCGAGGCAGUGCGGGGCCUGCCCAGCCAUGGCGAUCAUGUGGUGAUGCUGUCUGUGAUUCCCGGGGAAGCGGAGGACAAGCUGAGCUCCGAGCCCAGCAGUGGCACCUGUGGCGCUGGAGGAGAGGAGGGCUCCCGGUGCGGUGUCCGGGAGAGCCUCUUCUCCCAGGACAGUGCUGGAGCGAGCUUCCCUGAUCGAGAAGAGGAGUACUACGCGGAGCCAGAAGUGGCGGAGCCUGAGCCCGCCCCCGCCGAGGACUCCAACAGCACUGAAAGCCUGAAAUCCCCGAAGGUGAACUGUGAGGAGAGAAAUGUGACCGGACUAGAAAAUUUCACUCUGAAGAUUUUAAAUAUGUCACAGGACCUUAUGGAUUUUCUAAAUCCAAAUGGUAGUGACUGUACUCUAGUCCUGUUUUAUACCCCGUGGUGCCGAUUCUCUGCCAGUUUGGCCCCUCACUUUAAUUCUCUGCCACGGGCAUUUCCAACUCUUCAUUUUCUGGCUCUGGAUGCAUCUCAGCACAGCAGCCUUUCUACCAGGUUUGGCACUGUAGCUGUUCCUAACAUUUUGCUAUUUCAAGGAGCUAAACCAAUGGCUAGAUUUAAUCAUACAGAUCGAACACUGGAAACACUGAAAAUCUUCAUUUUUAAUCAGACAGGUAUAGAAGCCAAGAAAAAUGUGGUGGUAACUCUAGCUGACCAAAUAGGCCCUCUUCCUAGCACUCUGGUGAAAAGUGUGGACUGGUUGCUUGUAUUUUCCUUAUUCUUUUUAGUUAGUUUUGUUAUGUAUGCUACCAUUCGAACUGAGAGCAUUCGGUGGCUCAUUCCAGGACAAGAGCAGGAACACGUGGAAUAGUGGUGGACUGAAAGAAGAAGCUAGAAAGAGGAAUUUCAGUUCUUCAUUUCAGAAAUUAGUGCUACAAUUUUAUAUCUUUUCUCCAGUAAAGUGUUGACUUACAACUUCAGUCAGAUGAAAAGAAUCAUGCAUUUGUUGAACUAUUGAAUGUAUUAAAAAAAUUAUAAAUUGGUGUUUUAGCUAGUAUUGCAAUAAGCAAAUGCAAAAAUAUUCAAUGGAAUGCACUGUUCUCGUUCUUACUAUUUGAACAUAAUCGAAUAUUUGAAGAGUAAUCCAGUUUGAAAUGUGAAGACAUAUUCUGGUACAAAAGUGAGAAAAAUGUCAACAUGCUUACGAUACAGAAGGCAAAAAUAGGACUUUCAGUUUAUAGUUGGAGAAAACUCUUGACUCCUUAAAUAUGCUCAAGAAGGUUUGUUUUCUGUUUGUUUGCAAUUUCUCUUCCAGAGUCUACAGCAGAAAGUGUUCUGUUAUGAGAAGAGGAAUUAGAAUUGAUUAAUGUGACCCCAUAAGUAGCAAUUAUUGGGAAAUAAAAGUGUCAAAUCUUGGUGUUUGUGAUUUCCACAUUCACUGAAAAAAUCUGAAGUGGUUUAAGUUUUUUUCUGGGCAAGGCAGAUGUUAGGAGAAAGUAGAUGCUAUAACUAAAGCUCAUUUAUUAUCAGCUCUGUGCUAAAGUAUAAAUUUCAUUCAUAGCUAUUUAACCAGCAUGGAUUAAUUGACACUUCGAAUGUCCCUAGAACUGUGGUAGGUUCUUGCCCAAGUUGAUUUUAGUCAGGACAGACUUAGUAAAGAGACAUGUACUUUAUACAAACUUUUUCAAAAGUAGAUUCUAAAAUAACCUCAAAUUUAGAUGUAAGGCAGCUAGCUGAUUACCCAGUGAUAAAUUACUUUUAUACUUAUUGUUUCUAGUGUUUUAGAAUAGUUUAUUUCACAAGGUACCUAAAUUCUGUAGAAAUAAAACCUCAGACAAGUCUCCUUCUCAGUGUUAUGCUGAAUGGGAGUUUGUAACUUUAUGUCAAUAGCUAUGCUUGGGGUGGUCACUGGCAGGAGGGAACCGUGACUCAGAAUGGCACUAUUAUUUCCAUUUUACAGAUGAGCAAGCUGAAGUAUAGAGAGGUUAAAUAACUUGCCUAGGUUGCAUAGGUAGUGAGUUGAUGAAGCUGGGACUUGAACCUUCACAUGUACGUAUAUACCUGUAAUUACAAACAUAAGAAAAAAUAAAAGACUCUAGUGAUUCCA